Molecule: messenger RNA, 1546 nt
Organism: Chenopodium quinoa (quinoa)
Lineage: Eukaryota; Viridiplantae; Streptophyta; Magnoliopsida; Caryophyllales; Amaranthaceae
Product: (R,S)-reticuline 7-O-methyltransferase-like
Exons: 2
Coding region: 170-1276 (368 amino acids)
Biological process (GO): methylation
Molecular function (GO): O-methyltransferase activity; S-adenosylmethionine-dependent methyltransferase activity; protein dimerization activity
Source: RefSeq, a predicted model, not a curated record
GAUUUUAUUACUAUAUUUUAAUUCGUUAUAAAAAUGUAUCUUGAUGUCGUAUCUAAAAACCAAGGGUGCUGGUUAGCACGAUUGUCCUAUAAAUAACGCGCAAACUUCUCCAUAAUUUAUAUACAUCUACUAAAUAAAAGCAAAAGAACAAGAGUACAAAAAGAGAGAGAUGAGCAACUUAAACACAAACAAUAAUGUUAAUGAGGAUACUAAUGAGCUCCUUCAAGGCCAAGCUCAAGUGUUCAAUCACUUGUUUGGCUUCGUCCAUUCGCUAGCGAUAAAAUCGGCCGUGGAGCUCUGCAUAGCUGAUAUCAUACACUCCCAUGGCCAACCAAUGAGCUUAUCACACAUAGCUUCGAAACUAGACUGUACAUCUCCUGCUGUACCAUGUCUUGCGCGUCUCAUGCAACUCCUAGCAUGGAACAAAAUCUUCACCGUUGAUUAUAAUCGAAAAUCAUCAUCAAAAGAUGAUGAAGGAGAGGCUUUAUAUGGUCUUACUCCUACAUCUAUAUGGCUUUUACAUGAUAAUGAGUUAAGCCUUGCUCCUAUGUUUCUCACCUUCACCCACCCUUCGAUGAUGGCCCCGUGGCAAGAGAUAGGUCGUUCGAUCAACGAAGGUGGGACCGCCUUCGAGAUAGCCUAUGGUGAAAGUAUUUGGGAGAAGGGGUCUAAGGAUGAUGAGUUCAAUAAGCUAUUUAAUACAGGAAUGGCAUCCGUUACUAAGACUAUAUUGGAUGCUAUUUUGUGUGGGUAUAAGGAAGGGUUUAGUAAACUCGAAGGAACCCUAGUUGAUGUUGGUGGUGGUAUUGGGAAAGCUGUGGCAAAGAUUGUUGAGGCUCACCCACAUAUUAAGGGAAUCAAUUUUGAUCAGCCUCAUGUUGUUGAAACCGCCCCUCAAUUUCCUGGUAUCACCCAUGUUGGUGGUGACAUGUUCAAGGACAUCCCUUUGGCCGACACCGUCUUUAUUAAGUCCGUUUUGCAUGAUUGGGGAGAUGAUGAUUGCAUCAAGAUUUUGAAGAACUGUCAAAAGGCAGUAUCAAAAAACAAAGGAAAGGUGAUUAUAGUAGACAUAGUUCUAAAUAUGGAAGGUAGAGGACUUUUUGAUGAAACAAAGUUAGGUUGUGAUCUGUUGAUGAUGGCACUUUGUGUUGGUGGCAAAGAGAGAACACAACAUGAGUGGAACAAACUGUUAAAAGAAGCUGGCUUUGCUCGUCACAACAUCAUCACAAUUCCUGCGUUUGUUUCAAUUAUUGAGGCUUUCCCCCUUGAAAAUUAAUUAAACAAUUGAAGUCAUGCUAGCCUUUUCUAGUUUUAUCAAGUAUGCUCUUUUGUAUUCACCUUCACCCCCACCCCUCUCACACACAGGGAUGGGGUGGGUGGGGUUGAGUGUCGAAUUAUAUUAAUAAGUACUUUGUAUUAAUAAGCAGUGUUGUAUGUUAAUGUAACUAUUUCACGUUAAACAAAAUAUAAGAUUUCUGUUUAAUUUGAAUUUAUUGUAAGCAUGAAAAGUAAUUGUAUGUUAUACUUCGGUAAUUGAUUGUUACUA